This is a messenger RNA of Cimex lectularius (bed bug), 2894 nucleotides long. RefSeq names its product poly(A) RNA polymerase gld-2 homolog A-like. Gene Ontology annotation, cellular component: cytosol. The coding region runs from base 642 to 2417 and encodes 591 amino acids. The record is from RefSeq and is a predicted model, not a curated record. The transcript has 13 exons. Lineage: Eukaryota; Metazoa; Arthropoda; Insecta; Hemiptera; Cimicidae. Gene Ontology annotation, molecular function: poly(A) RNA polymerase activity.
AAUUGUGUCCAUAUUUAGUUAGCUUUAUAUUUUUGAGAGAAAAAAUUAUCUAUUUUUCCCCAUUUAGAGAAAAACAACUCCGCCAUCACAUAAUUAGAAUAAAGGCCGUAUUACAUACAACAGAAAGAGAAAGAAAGAGGGAGAGCGAGACAGAUGAGAAAAGGAAGACAAAUAAAAUAAAAAUUCGCCACACUUUUCGAGAAUAAGAAGCGAUUUAAUCCCGAAUUAUCUUUCGGAAACAAACAGACCAAAUCACAACAAGAAAAUGGACCAAGGAAGGCAAAGUUCACAAUUUCCCACCGUGUACCGCGGGGCAGAUAUUUUCAAAUUGUACCCGUGCCAUUAUCUGUGAUGGCGAGACAGACCAAAUUUUCCGUAUUCAGGCAAAUGGUGUUUUCUUCCUUUUCCAACUGACAAGGCAUUUCUGAAGGGUGAGCUUCGAAACGACUUUAAUAAUAAACCAACACAGUACAUAGGUAAAGGCCGUCACGGAAGGGAGAUAAGAGACGACUCAUGGAAUCUACAGACUGAAAAGUUUCGACCAUCGGGUAGUUAAGUAUUUACUGUCAAUUUCCGCUUACCAUGCUCAACAUCGUCUAGUGAGAAAUUCAGGUUGUACAGGUAUACACACUACUCUGGUUAUGUACAAUGCGAUGUAUCCUACAACACAUGCUGUACACUUAACUUCCCAGGCAACCCUCAAUGAAGGUCGACACUUCUCUAGUUCUUCUGGUUUAGACUUGAUACACAUCAUGGACGGAGAGUAUGCACAGAGAAAAGAAUACUUUUUCCCACCUCACGGUGCCAUCAACUUUUCUCACAAUGGAUCAACCAAACAUGUAAUGCCUCCUUCACACAACGGAAAAACAUAUUAUAAUACUUCUAAAAGAGAAAACUGGAGCUCAAGAAAUCAGAACAAACCCAAAAGGUUAAACCAUGUUAUAUCUGCACCAUGUAUCCCUACUGCUUUAACAGAAGAAUCUGGUGAAAAUGGUACGUCAAGAUCAAACCAAAAUCCCUGUUUACAAAAUACAUUUGCUGAUGGCCUUAAAGAUGAUUCAAGUGACAAGUCAAGCAAUAGUGACUGUAAAAUUGUCACGAGAUUAAAUGAAAUUCAAAAUCAGAAGCAUACAGUGCAUGGAAAUAAUAGAAAUCAGCAACGAAAUGAGAGGAGGAAUGAAGUGUCUAGUUAUCCAAAAAGGCGUAUGAACAAUUAUCCUCGAAGUCCCCCGAUGGGGGGGUACAGAACUCGCCGAAUGAACAAUAUAAUGAUUAAUGUCCCAUCUCCCUUUCCACCCAAUAAUUUUAUAAAUUUCAGUUCAAUGUUUGCACCAUUUUAUACUGCCCCUGAUCGUUUUCUACACAGAGCUCAUUUAAUGGAAGUUAAACACACACCAGAGGGACUUAACUGUGGAUCAAUUUGGGACCAACUCUCUCAGGCUAUUUGGAAAAAAUUUAUUACAAGUCAACAAACUGAAGAAACUUACAGAAGAAAAAUGGGCUUAUGGAAAUGUCUGUAUGUUUAUAUAAAGACUUACUUCCCGAAAUAUGGAUUGUAUUUAGUUGGCUCAACUAUGAGCGGCUUUGGUAGUGAAUGCAGUGAUGUGGAUAUGUGCUUACUUAUAAGACAUGUUGAGGUUGAUCAGCGAAGUGAGGCCAUUUCUUAUCUCAGUGACAUUUACAAACUGUUGGAACACUGCGAUUUUGUUGAAAAGUUAAAACUUAUUCAGGCCAAAGUCCCUCUUUUAAAGUUUCGGGAUUGUAAACAAGGUUUACAAGUGGAUCUGAAUUGCAACAAUUCAGUUGGCAUUCGAAAUACACAUCUCUUAUAUUGUUAUGGAAGAAUGGAUUGGCGUGUCAAACCUUUAAUUGUCAUAGUCAAGCUUUGGGCACAAUGGCAUAAUAUCAACGAUGCUAAAAACAUGACAAUAUCAAGUUACUCCCUUGCUCUAAUGGUCAUUCAUUUUUUACAAUGCGGAGUGAGUCCUAAAGUUCUUCCUUGCUUGCAUUCAAUUUAUAAAGAAAAAUUCAAUUCAACUUGUGACAUCAGUACAAUCGAUAUCCAUGAAGAACUAGAGCCAUAUUUUUCCAACAACAAACAACCACUAGGAGAAUUAUUGUUACAAUUUUUUCAAUAUUACGCUUCUUUUGACUUUAUGCAGUAUGCAAUAUCAGUAAGGUGUGCGUCUAUUGUUCCCAUUGAGGAAUGCAGAAACGUCCGCAGUGUGAAGAAUGAUCCUCAUCAUUGGAAGUAUUUAUGCAUUGAAGAGCCAUUUGAUCUUACAAAUACUGCCAAAUCUGUAUACAACCCGGAAAAGUUCGAACAAAUACGCCAUCUGAUUACUACCACUGCACAUACUUUGAUGCAUACAAGGAAUUUGGAAUCUAUAUUUAAAUUGAGCAGCCAGACUGGAUGACCUAGAAAUAACUUGUUGGUUGUAUGGAGAAAAAAGGAAAAAGUACAAAAAAAUGAUAAUAAAAAAAAGACAAAAAAAAUUUAAACCAUCUAUGAAGUAGAAAAGCUACAAAAUAUAUAAUGAAAAACAUUAAAAAAGUUACAAGAAAAGUGAUCGAUCUGAAUGUUGCCAAUUGCGGUCGCUUUUGGUUCAUAUCACCCUCACUUGUCCAUGUAAAUUUUGAAAUUAUGAAGACCGAUAAUUUAAUUUUUAUACGGUAAUGAAAGCAAAUAGAAAACCUAAAAAUCCAACAACAAAAAAAAUAUAUAUAUAUUAAAAAAAGCAAUAAAAAAAAGUAAUAAUGUAAGUGAAGAAAAGCCGUUUUCUUGACUAAUGGAGAACAGUAUAAGGAAAAUGAUGUGUGAUCCCUGCCUUAAAAUAUAUUUAGUAAGCGACAAAUUGUAAACUGCAGAUAUUAAAUAAAUACAUUAAAAAGCA